ACAGUCUGACUGUGACUAGCACGGUUGUGUCUACCCCGUUAGAGCCUGUUACAAGUCACAGCCAGCCCUCUUUGAGCUCCGCUGUAAACGCGGGCUAAAGUUAUCCCGGAAUAAGGACAGCACGCAUGUGCCGUCAACCCGGAUGUAGAUAUAUAAAUAUAUAUAUAUAUGAGCGUCCUUUCCACAAUGCUCUAAGUUGUGACAAAUUUCCCAUUGUGUUGGUAAGAUUUCCACAUUUUCGUAGCAGGUAUCAUGAUCCACAGCAAUCAUUUCCCGAAGAGCUGCACUUUUGAUUUACGAGAGUAAGUUAAAUGAUGGACUUUCGCGGGAAGAGGCAUGAAAGGGGCAGCAACUGGACCGACCCGGAGAUUGUGGAGCUGCUCCAGUUGUGGUCCAACGAGUCCGUCCAGCUUGAACUGGAGAGCUCGUUGCGUAACCAGCGGGUAUUUGACCGCAUAGCCCAUGUUUUGCGUGAAAAGGGCAUUUACCGCACAGGUGACCAGUGCAGGGAGAAGAUAAAGAAGAUGAAGCUGGAGUACCGACGCAUUAAAGACAACCAUAAAAUGAGGACGUGGAAGUUCUAUGAUGUUAUGGACAGAGUGCUGGCAAACCGUCCAGCCAUCACCUACUCAUCUCUGGGCGGAGCUGUCAUAGCUCAGCAGAUGUUUCAGAACACAGGGGGGUCUGAAUCAUAUGUGCAUGGAGCUCCAGCGGGCUCUUUCGGUCCCGUGUCCGCUGGUGGGUUUUUGUUCGGCCAGCCCCCUCAAACCGAAGAGCCACUCGGUAUAAAAUGUGAAGAUGUGGAGGAGAGCACGCUGAACUCUGGUGUUGCACCGCCUGAGAUGUACUAUGGCUCUGGAGAUGAGCAGGAGACAGAUGGACAGUCUGUGCUGGGUCCAGAGGACACACUGGGUCACACUGAGAGCUCAUCAAACGCAAGAAUCUCUCCUUCAGGUUUCAGUGACCUGAACAUUGCUGGAUCUUCGGCAGCUGCCAGUCAGGCCUUCGGUAGACCUCUGACACGCAACAUGUUCGAGCAGCCCGCUAAAGAGGGUUCCCAUCCCUCCACCUCUGCGAGACACAGGAAGCGCCGGCGGGGUGGUAAGACCUCCUGCAGUCAUGGGAGUGGUAGAUCUUGUCCCCAAGGGAGUUUGGAUAAAGCCCUGGUCAGUUUUCUGAAAUGGCAGCAGUCUGCCGAGGAGCGGCUCCUCUCCCUGGAGGAGGCGCGGAUGGAGCGGGAGCUGCGAGCCGAGGAGCGCAGAGAACAGCAGGAGGACAGGAGGGCGGAACAGGAGCGCCAGCACGAGCUCCGCCUGUUCAGUAUGCUCACGGGGGCGUUGUUCGCUGCCAGACAAGGCGCUUCAUCCACAACACCGGCUGAUCCCUCCGUCUCAACCUCGGCUCAUCUGUCAGCCUCACUGAUGACCACAGCCGCCCCCUCUGUCUCAUCAUCUUUAUCUCAGCCUCCUGCAGAGGCUCCCACGGUGCAGGCUGUCUCCACUCAGGAGACGCUAAAGUCACAGACCACAUCUGUCAUGGCCCGCCAAAUGUCACAGAAUGUUUUUUCACAACUGAGAGGUGCAGAGACUCCUGGCCACAGUGUGUACCUGUCCAACCGCGGCAAUAGCAUCCGACAGCAUCAGGGCAUUCUCCAGGAAGGCUUUGCCCAGUAUGGAAUGGACAGACACCAUGACACAGACAAUCCAGAUGGUGUACUAAACCUGGGCACCAGUGAGAACAAGCUAUGUUUUGACCUCCUCCAUACAAGGCUGACCAAACCUGACAUGCUUCAUGUUGACCCCUCCCUGCUGCAGUAUUCAGACUGGACGGGACACACUUUCCUGAGAGAGGAAGUGGCAAAGUUCCUGACUCGCUACUGCUGCUCUCCAAAGCCCCUGGAAGCUGACAAUGUCGUGGUGAUGAAUGGCUGUGGUUCCCUCUUCUCAUGUAUCGCCGCCGUAAUUUGCGAUCCUAAAGAUGCCAUUCUCAUCCCUACUCCUUUCUAUGGUGUGAUCACUGAGGAUCUGCAUUUGUAUAGUGAUGUGAAACUCUUCCACAUUCCCCUUGAUUGUGAGGCAGAUUCUAAAGACAGCCGACCCUUUCAGCUAACUGUAAGAAAACUAGAAGAAGGUCUACAAAGGGCUAAGCAAGAGGGUUUUAACAUUCGAGCAGUUAUUCUGAUGAACCCCCACAAUCCCCUUGCUGAAGUCUACACUCUGAAGGAAAUGAUUGCCUACUUGGAGUUUGCCAAAAGAAAUGAGCUCCAUGCCAUUGUGGAUGAAGUGUACAUGCUGACAGUCUUUGACGAAUCUGCCACCUUUCAAAGUGUCCUCAGCACAGAUAGUUUGCCCGACCCACAGAGGACGCAUGUGAUGUGGGGGCUGAGCAAGGACUUUGCAAUGGCAGGAAUCAGAGUAGGCACUCUGUAUAGUGAGAACAGAGACCUUGUGGAGGCUUUGGCCAAGCUAGGCUCCUUCCACGGUCUCCCUGGAACAUCCCAACACCAAGUGGCACAACUGCUACAUGACACAGAAUGGAUCAGCAAUGAGUUUCUGCCAGAGAACAGACGCAGACUGAAAGCUGCUCACAGCUACAUGACAGCAGAACUUCGUACUUUAGGUAUCCCCUUCCUGGACAGGCCGGCUGCACUGUAUGUUUGGGCUGACCUCAGAAAGUACCUCCGAGAAUCAUCGUUUGAGGGGGAGCUGUCUCUGUGGAGGCGUUUCCUCAAGCACAAAGUGGUGUUGAGCUGUGGCCAGGCAUUCUCCUGCUCCACACCCGGAUGGUUCCGAAUUGUGUUUGCAGACCAACGUUGCCACCUUGAGCUCGGCCUAAGACGAAUUCGGGAGGCUUUGAAGGAAAGUGAGGAAAAAAUGACCAGCCCUGAUACGCAGUCCAGCAAUGGAGCUGUCGAGAAGUGCAAAAAAUCACUAAAAGAGGACAGUACUGAGUCAGACAAUGCUGCCAUUGUGAAUUCAACAUCAUCACCCUGGAGCAAGUCGUCAGAGCAGCUGAAUGAGAGGGAUAACCCUGUUCCUGACACACACUCAGUUGCCACUGAGGAGUUUGUUUUGCUGGACUGCCAAACAUCCAAGCCCACAGAGGGUCUGGACUCGCUUAUUGGCACUUUACGGCAGCAGAUCCGUGUUGCUACAAAGAGCCAAAAAUGGGACUUUGUAAGUCACGGUGGAGAAUUCACGGGGAAAUUUCACCUCCACUCUGGGGGAGUUUCCAUUACAGCAGAGGGGGAGUUAACGGCAACUCUCCUUGCUCCUGACAUUUCUCCUUCCUUAUUGCUAAAAGUGGCGAACAAAUGAAGUUCAUUGAGUUUGGAGACUCCAUCAGUCGCUUCAGGUUCUCUCAGUGCUGUUUGGGAUUAGCAGGUUGCCUCUGUGUGUGUUAUGCUGUCUUGACACCCUUCUGGCUCAACGACAGAGGACUGUGGACAAAAUGGAACAACAACAGAAGUGACCAGAAAAAUAGUAAAGAUGAUGUUGUCUUCAAUGCGCUGGAAGCAGAGAGAGUGUUUGGAGUUAUUUCUUUCCUGAUGGCUGUGAGCACCGGUGCGCUGUGUCUGCUGUUUGCCCUCUGUUGGACAUCUCAGACAGUCCGCUCCUACUCCAACACCCGAUCUCUCCUCAUGUCAGGACAGGCUCUUUACCCCACCACACUACUGCUGCUCACCAUGGCCUCUACAGGUUUCUUCUUCCUCCUAAGCUGGUCUUUUUUCACCUAUCAGCACCGGGAGGAAAUUCAGCAGGACCUCUCCAGCCUUGGUUCCUCUUACUGGCUGGGAGCUUUGGGCUGGAUUCUGCUGUUGGUGGUGGAGUCAGUAGUCUUUAUUGCUGAACAAGCUGUUGUUCCAGACAUCUUGCCUGACUUGGAGAAAGCAGUGGAGUCUUGGAGGACCACCUCUAAACUUGAAGCUGCUCAACGCUCUUUCAGUGUUGGGUAUUCAUCUUCUGACCACAAAAGCUCUAAAGUUCCAAAGCGGUACAUGUCAGUACCUUGAAAGGAGUUGAUAAGUAAGACAGUUACAGAGAAGCUCAAAAGCACUUGCUCGGAUGAACCGUGUUUACUGAUGGAACUGGGUAUCUCUACAUCCUACAUCAGUAGGCCUGAACUCAUCAGCCUCCUACAGGGCUGACAGUUGUCAUUUCCCAGUAUGUUUUCAACUGUAACUGGUACAUAAAGAUACACUAAGUUAAACUACUUUUGACUGGAAUUCCAGGCACCAGAUAGAAGACCACAGAUCCCUGGUGUUUGUUGUUGAGUUUUGCUCCAUGAGCUGGAACAGAUCCAGAUGUUGUGGGGCUCCAGCUAAAAAAAAAUGUGAGUAAAAUGUGAAUAAACUAUUUCUGUUGGUGCAACAAAUACAUUUUUGCUCAAAUACAGGGGAAAAUCUAGGUAAAUGUUGACUAGGUUGACUUUACAGUAUGGCAUACUAUGAAUUAUGUACUGUAAAUACCUGUUGUUCUUACUCUAAUAUAACUGUGUGACCAUGAUUUUCAUUUGG
Messenger RNA from Menidia menidia (Atlantic silverside), 4516 nucleotides. The record is from the annotation of a GenBank genome assembly. Lineage: Eukaryota; Metazoa; Chordata; Actinopteri; Atheriniformes; Atherinopsidae.